AUGGAUCUGUGGCUUUGGGAUGAGGUACCAUCGCAGGAAGUUCCUCCGGGGAGCAAGCUGUCAGGACUGGAAGCAACCGAAUUUGGCUUUUAUUACCCUGACUUGGAGUUGCAAGGGAAUGCACCGACGGCUGAGACAUCCUGGAAAGGUCCCAUUCAGCUGUGGCAGUUUCUCCUGGAGCUGCUUCACGACGAGGCCCGUAGCAAUUGCAUCCGCUGGACAGGCAACAGCCGCGAGUUCCAGCUGUGCGACCCCAAAGAGGUGGCUCGGCUGUGGGGUGAGCGCAAGAGGAAGCCCGGCAUGAACUAUGAGAAGCUGAGCCGAGGUCUGCGAUACUAUUACCGCCGUGACAUCGUGCUCAAGAGCAGUGGGCGCAAAUACACAUACCGUUUUGGGGGCCGUGUGCCCGGCCUAGCCUGUCCCGAUGGUGCUGGGAAUGGGCAGGGAACAGAAACCCAAUAA
Dipodomys ordii (Ord's kangaroo rat) is the source of this 462-nucleotide messenger RNA. It is a transcript of the gene Etv2, whose product is annotated as ets variant 2. Gene Ontology annotation, cellular component: nucleus. The transcript has 4 exons. The coding region runs from base 1 to 462 and encodes 153 amino acids. The record is from RefSeq and is a predicted model, not a curated record. Gene Ontology annotation, molecular function: sequence-specific DNA binding; DNA-binding transcription factor activity, RNA polymerase II-specific. Gene Ontology annotation, biological process: regulation of transcription by RNA polymerase II; cell differentiation. Lineage: Eukaryota; Metazoa; Chordata; Mammalia; Rodentia; Heteromyidae.